Haliotis rubra (blacklip abalone) is the source of this 3055-nucleotide messenger RNA. Its product is annotated as regulator of G-protein signaling 9-binding protein-like. Gene Ontology annotation, biological process: G protein-coupled receptor signaling pathway. The transcript is spliced from 7 exons. The coding region runs from base 686 to 1504 and encodes 272 amino acids. The record is from RefSeq and is a predicted model, not a curated record. Lineage: Eukaryota; Metazoa; Mollusca; Gastropoda; Lepetellida; Haliotidae. Gene Ontology annotation, cellular component: neuron projection.
UUCCCAGGACAGAGUCGCGUAAUCGAUUGUGAACAGUUGUCGAACGUCAUUAUUUAGAAGGGUAAUCAAAUGUCGAGAGGUAAUUUUCCGGUGAAUCUCGGAUAUCCUGUGGAACAUUUUCACCCCUUGUUCGAGUAUGUGCAAGUUCGAGUAUGUUGUGUAAUUGCGUCUCGCCACAUCCUUCGAUCUGAGAUCAUACGGAUAUUUGAGCGAGUGUGGCGUUCUACCUGUUGCUAUAGCUACCGAGUUCUGUGUACAUCCCUGUUCGGCUUCGUAUUGAUCCGCUGCUCGUACCUGUAAAAGAGGAGGGGCUACUCUCGGAUGGAAUACACACACGGAUUUCAGGUUAUAACAGUCAGACGUGGACACACUCACCCGCAGGGAUCUUAACACGAGCCGACCACAAUAUUCGGCGGCGGUGAUUGAGAUUUACUUGAGAGGUGCCACUAAUCAAAGAUCUUCAAUAACAUUAUGGAAACGUUAACAUUGCCAGAUGGAGGAUAGCACUUAGAUAAUAACCCGGUGUGUGAGUUAACUGUUCUUGUAGGAGAGCAACGAGGGGUACGCAUGCAGGAAUUCUGACCAUUUCUGGCACCGAGCACGCGCCCCACACGCGCUGCCUCCUGUCCCCCAACUCAGGAAAGAUGAGGCUGACCAACCCUCCCCCUGGAACCAGGAGCUUGGGAUGGCUAACGGCCCCGGUCACUGUAUCUUUACCCCAGGAGGGAAGUCACAGGUGACCCCCCAGAUUGGAGAAGUAGGUGCCUCACAUGAAGAGUGCGCGAAGCUGGUUGCUGGGUUCAACAGAGAGGUGGCCCUAUACAGCACACUGGCCGUCGGUCUCGGAGGAACCAACGAUUCAGAGAAAUUGCGAGAUGAACUGAAAAGCAGUCGUCUAAGAGCAUGUGACCUGGCGCACCAAAUUAGGUCAAAACUAAUACCGCUGUUGCAAAGCAAGAUGCAUCGUCAAGAGGUGCAGGGAGACCUGGAGCGUCUGUAUCGGCUCUACUCGGGCUGUCUGGAGCUGUUGGAGACUCAGCUGCUCAAGAUGGCGUCACUCCAGCGAACGUUCCCGCUAUACUCAGGUAUAACAGUUUUAAUCAAAACGGGUGUAUGUGAACCUGUCAUACCAUAUAAGGCGUGUCUGGCGGUGGAACAGUUGGACACGCCCACAGCAGACAAGCGGGUCAUGGAAAAAGAGGAACUACUCCGCCUUGAGAGGGCGGCACGUGAUAUCCGCGAGAUAUUAUAUACUGCCAGCCAGACUAUGGACGUUCAGCCCUGGGACAUCGAGCCGGAAACUACCACGGACAACUUGGAUUGUGGCAAAUCUAUCAGUACCAACAGCGAUGCCGAGUCUGUGGUGGAGAUAUCACCAAUUUCUUCCAGCGAAAGUUCCUUCAGAAGAAAAUGCCUAUGUGUCGCCUUGGUUACCAUGUCAGCCGCUAUCCUCUGUUCCAGUGUGGUCGGACUGCUAGUGGGCUUUCUCCAUGGCGGCCAGUGAUUAUGGCAAAUCUCAGUUAUCUGUCACCCUGUUGUGUCAUUACUGUGUUGGUCUUUGCUGUUAUGAACCGAACCAUUGACGGAGUAGCCGCAAACUGACAACUUCCGGAAAAUCCGGGGCUUUGGCGCAAAGGGGAAUGUCUGACUAGGGUGGGUGCCUGUCUAGAUAAACGUGCUGAAAAUCAACGGUAGGACCUGUAAAUAUUGUUGAUCUUGAGGCAUGCGCAAUAUUCGUCGGAUUCGGAAGGCUCAGUGGAAAUCAAAUGUAUGGAUCCCGGUACUGUAAUCGAGAUUCCAGUCAGCUAUAUAUAUUUUUUCAUUUCAAUGCUUUUCAAGAAGCUAUAGGCCGAAUAGGCGGAGCGGCCGCGUAUUACAACUGAAGUGCCAGUCAGGGUUGCCAUGUUCCCCGAGUGAUCACGUGAUUUCCUCAUUCCGCAACACUGACAAACAGGACAUAGAACAUCUGAUUGUGUUUCACUCAUUCAUGUUCGGUGAUAUUGUUUUACGGCGUAUUACAGUGAGUAAAUGAAUAUUGUUCUAAGUUGCACACAUGCAGACUAAACAUGUAUACGUGGAUGCCGAGACCUAAUCGCACGCCAAAUGUAGGAGUCUAACGAAGGUAAACGUUUGUGAGUGAGUUUGUGAUCACAGGUUUGCAAAGAGUGAUAUACCUACGUAUAGUUCUGGCAGUACGCGACCCGGAACUAUUUGUUCUCUGUAUUUGCCAUUUUUCGGAAGGAAAUGGACGCACUGAGCACCUCCGACUUACCAAACUGCAAUACAUAAACUAACAAUGGCCUGCGAUCGCCUUGAGGCGGUAUGUUCUCCUGACAACGGGAUGGUAUCUCAGUAGUUUAGCACUGUGAAACAGUCGGACUACUACAAACAGCCAAACACGACUGUUAUUUCACGUCGGUGUAUUUAUGUGGAGUAAUUUCGGAUGCAACGUAAGCUCCAUUUCUCACCUCAUCUGUAACAGUAUGUCCUGGUCUCGUUGUCUCGUACUUUUCCUCGUUCAACUGAAUGUACUACAGUCACUGAACAUAUACAACCAGUUUGUUACAAACAAGAAUACUUUAAAACAGCCCAGUCAACUCCAGUGUCACAUCGGACACAAACAUGUGUGAUAUAUUUUUAUAACCCUUCUUUAUUUUGCCCGUAUAUCAUUUUGGACAACUCCUUUCUCCAAAGCAGUAACAUAUGGGUCGUUGUCCAUCCUUGUAUUUUCUUUGAUCCCACAUGGCCUAUGACAGUAUUGACAGUGAUCACAUAUGUUUCGCUGAAGAGUUUGAUUCCAUACAGUUUUCACAUUUAACCUGUCGACCCUUUUGAUUAUUUUUGAAGUUUUUUCGUUAUUUGUUGGUUAUUUAGCGCCGCACACAGCAAUGUUCGUAUGACAACGCGUGCGUCAUUGUACAGGGAGAUAUCUGUGAUGUGGCCUUUUCUGUUGCACAUGUUAUGUCGGUUGCAUUUCGUUGUAAUUUAACAUUUAUGGUUUUAUACAUAGAGUUGCAAAUGUACUAAUUCAACCCUCUGGACAAUAUUGUAUAUU